This is a messenger RNA of Vespula vulgaris, 1066 nucleotides long. RefSeq lists its product as uncharacterized. Bases 38 to 1060 code for a protein of 340 amino acids. The record is from RefSeq and is a predicted model, not a curated record. The transcript is spliced from 2 exons. Lineage: Eukaryota; Metazoa; Arthropoda; Insecta; Hymenoptera; Vespidae.
UAAUUCGUCUGUUCCAAAUUCUACUUAACGAAUUAAAAUGAUUCCUUAUAAGAAAUGUUGUGCUCAGUGUCCAGGCGUGAUAAAUGUUCCGAAAUGUGAGAGAACUCACGAAUGUUGUUUACCCAAAUAUGUAUCAGGACUUAAAAGAGCUGACCAAAAGCUAUCAUGCUAUGAUAGAUUUUCUAUCGCAAAAAAGCUUCACGCGGAGAACUUAAAACAUCAACCACUUCCUGAUAAAGUCAACGACGAUAUAAUGAAGAAUUUCAAACUAAAGGAAUCUUUUCAUUUACCCUCCUUGAACGAACAAUACCAAAACAAUAAUAAGGGUAAUAGUUGUAAUAAGUUACGCUCCAAGUAUCACUGUGAUUCCGUAUUAGGAUAUAAGAAGCCAGAAACAAAAAUGGAUUUGGCUAUUUGCUGGCAGACUCCUGUGGAUCCAAUUUAUGAACCACCGAAACCGACACACAUCGAUGGAUCAGAGGGAGGAGCUGCACCGGCAAUUUUUGAACUUGUACAAGGUGCUCCAAAGUCGAGGCGUGAUCAGUUACGUUCUAACGAUUAUAAUGCUAAACACAAUGAUAGUAAGUAUCGUGAAAUAUAUGAGACGAAUCUCGCAAAAGAAGAUCGAGAUAAACGUUAUGAUAAUUCACAACAGAAUCAAAAUAAUUGCGAGCGUCAUUGUAAAUGCAUGGAUUCUACGAAUAUCCAAAAAUCAAUUUCGCGUGAACGUUCUAGAUCACAAUAUUCUAUCAGGAAGAGCGGUGUAAACUAUGAGAAUAAAGAAAAGAAUGAUCCUAGAUUAAUCAAAUCAGCUGUAGGAGUCACUUUAGGUACUGAAUCGAAUGAUAAUGCGUCUCGACGAUUACCACAAAAGAUAGAUGUACCACGUCCAAAAACACCAUUCGCUAAAAGAUCGUUUAGUAUAGAAACUUUAUCUCCACCUUUUAGUAUCGUAAACGGCUGCAGAGAUACCGAUUAUCCAGAACAUUGGAGGCUUAUGACGGUCUAUCAGCAAUCUUAUAAAAAUCCUCGAAAGUAUAAAACUAAUUUUCACCGUUAGGGAUAG